This is a messenger RNA of Crotalus tigris (Tiger rattlesnake), 3055 nucleotides long. RefSeq names its product putative RNA-binding protein Luc7-like 2. The coding region runs from base 315 to 1514 and encodes 399 amino acids. The transcript has 10 exons. Lineage: Eukaryota; Metazoa; Chordata; Lepidosauria; Squamata; Viperidae. Gene Ontology annotation, biological process: mRNA splice site recognition. The record is from RefSeq and is a predicted model, not a curated record. Gene Ontology annotation, molecular function: mRNA binding. Gene Ontology annotation, cellular component: U2-type prespliceosome; U1 snRNP.
CGCACGGAUGUCCGUUACUUCCAGGCAGCGCGCGUACGCCACUGUAGGCAAGCGUGGAGAGGUCGGGCGCGCGGGGUAAUCGCGGUGGUGAGGUAACGCCGGGCACGAGGCGGUUAUCUGUUCCUUUUCGACAAGAACGGAAGGUGCAAUUGCCAUUGUAGCUACACCGAGCUCAGCGAUAAAAGGAAAGCUGCUUCCGCCUUAGGACGCCUCUGAGAGAAACAACCGCAGCGUCAGGUUCGAUAUCUUCUAGGCCGCUGUGGGCGGGGUUUAUACGGAUUUGGCCGGCCCACUCGGGCCCCGCGCAUUUCAGGAUGUCGGCACAGGCUCAGAUGCGCGCGAUGCUGGACCAACUCAUGGGCACCUCCCGUGACGGGGAUACUACACGUCAGCGAAUUAAAUUCAGUGAUGACAGAGUGUGCAAAAGUCAUCUUCUCAACUGUUGUCCUCAUGAUGUCCUUUUAGGAACAAGGAUGGAUCUUGGAGAAUGUCUGAAGGUGCAUGAUUUGGCGUUAAGAGCAGAUUAUGAAAUUGCAUCAAAAGAGCAAGACUUUUUCUUUGAACUUGAUGCGAUGGAUCACCUGCAAUCAUUCAUUGCUGACUGUGAUAGGAAAACUGAAGUGUCAAAGAAAAGAUUGGCUGAAACUCAAGAAGAGAUCAGUGCUGAAGUUGCAGCCAAAGCUGAACGAGUCCAUGAAUUAAAUGAGGAAAUAGGAAAACUGCUUGCUAAAGUUGAACAACUUGGAGCUGAUGGAAAUGUGGAAGAGUCUCAGAAAGUAAUGGAUGAAGUAGAGAAAGCAAGGGCAAAGAAAAGAGAAGCAGAGGAAGUGUACCGGAAUUCCAUGCCUGCUUCCAGUUUCCAGCAGCAAAAGCUACGGGUUUGUGAAGUAUGCUCAGCCUAUCUUGGCCUACAUGAUAAUGACCGGCGACUUGCUGAUCAUUUUGGAGGAAAAUUGCACUUGGGUUUUAUUGAAAUAAGAGAAAAGCUUGAAGAACUAAGGAGAGUUGUGGCUGACAAGCAAGAGAAACGAAAUCAGGAACGUUUAAAGCGGAGAGAAGAAAGGGAGAAAGAAGAAAGAGAGAAGUUAAGAAGAUCUCGUUCUCACAGCAAGAACCCCAAAAGAUCUAGAUCCCGAGAUCGCCGUAAACAUCGAUCUCGGUCAUCCUCUCGUGAACGAAAGAAAAGAACCCGUUCCAGGUCUCGUGAAAAGCGACAUCAUAGGUCUCGUUCUACUAGUCGCAGCCGUAGUCACAGUCACCAUAGGAGCAGGCAUAGCUCCAGAGACGGAAGCAGAGAACGCAAUUCCAAAAAAAGAUCAUCAAAAGAAAGAUCUUCUAGAGAUCAAGAACGAACCAGAGAUCGUAACAGAACAUCAUGUGACAAAGAAAGUUGCCCCAGAGAAAAGUCUCCAAGAGAUCGAAACUGCAAAGAAAAGAAGCGAUCUUAUGAAAGUGCAAAUGGUAGAUCAGAAGACAGGAGAAGCUCAGAGGAGCGUGAAGCAGGAGAGAUAUAACUGGCUGUACAUUCACUUGAUGCUUUACCUUCCUAUGAAGUUGCAUACUGUGGUUUAGUUUACAGUUAUUAAAAGGGACACCAGUGAGCAAUUCCAAUGUUUAUCCAUCUAGGAUAGAUGUACAGUGUAUAAACAUGGUUAUAAUGAAGUCUGAAUGGAUCAGUUUCCAUUGAUGAUAACUCGAUGAUAAGUGAAGCAGUUUCCUUUUUUCUUCUCUUCCAGUAAACUUGUAAGACAUAUUUUCAAAGAUCUAUCUUCAAGAUACCAGGUUUAUGUACCAACAUAAUAGAUUUAAAUGUUUUAUUCUCCAAUACAGGUUAUAGUGAACAAAACUAUAGUGUGCUCUUUGCUUUGGAUGCUUUCAAAACUUUAUAAGCUCUUCUAAUUUUAUUCUUUCAAACAGCAGCACUGAAUCAUUUUUAAAGAGGUUGAGUGGGUUCCAGGCUUUUAUUACCACCAGAAGAUUGCGUUCUCAGUUCCUGCUUGAGAACUGAACAUGUUUGGCAAUGUUUAGGUUGGGGACAUGUGCUGAAGAAAAUGACAACUUUUAAAUUUUAUUUUUAUUUAGACUUGGAAGUCAAACAGCUGUUGCAUUUCACCUUUCAAUUUUUUUUGAAACUUUGAAAUCAAAGCCAGUCCCAUAUCUUUGUACAAUUUAAUUGGUCUAUGUUCAAUAUAUUUGUUUUUUCUUUCAAAAUGAUUUUUCUGGGGGUUUUUCUUAUGGUGUGUUUACUGCACAUCCUUAAUUGUAUACAGCAAACAAUAAUAAAGUAAGCAAAAAUAAUUUUUGUCCAGUGAAAUAGCUGUGUGUUCCCACUCCCUCUUAACAACUGAAGUGCAUGCUUCUAACAUUGCUACGUUUUUCAAUUAAAUCUGGAAACCUAUUCUCAUAUUUAUUUGAAAGGCAAUGUUUCAUACAUUUGUUCAUGAGUGUACUACUAAGUCUAAAAUACUUUAUGUAACUCAUAUUUCUAUGCAUAUGAAAUACAACUUUCUUUGAGGAGGUAAGUUUUAACAACUGAAUUGUGCACUGACAUUCCAACAGACAUUUUAGACAGAGUAGAGAAAUUUAUUGUCAGAUAUAUCAUUGCAUAAUAUACUUCAACAACCCAAGUAUGUGUAGAUAUAUUACCUUCCAUUAAUUUGUCACAAAAAAUUAAUAUCUAAUUUGGAGCUGAAAUUGCUUCAGAUUCUUUUCUUUUUUUAUAGUUUAAUGGCUUUUGUAAUGAUGAACUUUUUCCUCAGUUAAGAGAAACUAUAUCAGUGAAACCUGUAAACUAACUUUGUUCUUUCCUUGCUGUCCUUAGAUGAUUAACUAAUCCCAACAAGUUUUGUUUUUAAAAUUCUUUGAAAUGACAAGUACAAAAUUCAUUAUUGUCAAAUAAUGCUUAGUUGAUCAAUCUUAAUAGUUAACUAAUAUGUUAAUCAGGGCUAUUGUUGCAUUUUAAAUUUACAAAAUGAAAGUAUGCAUACUUUUGGAAUUUUUAAAAUGUAGAUAUAAAGUUUUAUUUUCAGUAACAGAUACAUACCCUUCCUCAGAA